CUCUCUCUCUCUCUCUCUCUCUAAAAUUCGAAGAAAUUGAAACACUCACAGAAACCGUUUGUCUCAAUUCACAGAUCGACCUCUUCGCUGAUCACAUAGGGUUUGAGGUAAAUAAUCACAAGGCAAUUCGACUCUCAAAGGACGUUUCAAAUCAAGCUAAUGAAGCUGAAGAUCAACAAAGUUUCUGAUCUCAGCUCCAUCUCGGUCCUUCCUCCUCACGCGAGGAGAUCAAAUGCUGUACCGACUGGACCGCAAGCAUCACAGCUUCAAUCUCAAGCAUCACAGCAAUCAUUUUCGCAGGGAAUUUCAUCUCAGCAUGGCAUGUUUUCUCAGCUCUCUCAGAACUCUCUCAAUGAGUUUCUGACAAAUGAUCAGAGAUUUGGUUCUCAAGAACGAGAGAACUCUGUGAGGAAGAUUUCUUGCUUGCCCCCACUAAGUUGUACACGAGAAGAUAGUCUAAUGCCAAUCUCAAGAUCUUCAGGCAAUCUGAUCCGCAAGUGGAAUUCUGCUUCUGUUCCAGAUCAUAGAUGUCAGAGUAGUGAAGAACUAGAACAUCGAAUUGGAUUGAUGGAAACUUCAUUAAGCAGGUUAGGAAUGAUAUUGGAUUCUCUUCAGAGCGAUGUCAUGCAAGUUAACAGAGGAACAAAAGAAGUUUCACUGGAGAUGGAAGGCAUACGGCAGAAGUUGAUUCUUCAUGAUAGCUUACUGCACUUGAUGAUCAAGGGACAAGAAGAUAUCAAAGCUAGCCUUGCUGGGGGCUUCAGGUCGAUAUCUGAUCAGCUAAGCAAAGAUAUACAUCAAGACAAGUUACAGGAGAUUUGCUUGCUGAUGUCAGCUUUUCCACAGCAGAUGGAAGCAUCUAUACUGCAAUUACAGGAUAAGCUCAGCAAAACCCUCGCCAAAGAAAUGCAAGCAAUAGCUUGCAGGGUGAAGACUCCUAACCAGAAAGAUCCAGCACCCUCCAUCAUUCUACCGGAGGGUGCUGACCACCAUGCUACUCCACAGAGAUAUGCGCAGCCUCCUAGGAAUUCUGCAGUGCCGCCAAAGGUCUGUGUGCAAGCAACUGUAGUUCCAACUCCAAGGGUAGAAACAGGAGGUUGGAAGACGGUAAAAGCUGAAAAAAUGAUUGCCAAGGAUAGGGCACCCAGCAAGGUGCAGAAACAAAACGGAUUUUCUUCCCUCAAACAGGAAACAAGUUGUAGGAUUAACAUUGAAUCAGAUGAGGAGAUGGAUGGAGAUUUUUCCUGCUUGCUUGAAGAGAAGGAAACAGGUAAACAUGGAACCUCAUAUUUUUAACUAGACAUCUUUUGUCUUGAGAUCCCGGCAUUCUGAAAAUGGAGAGACAAGAUACAACUCUACAUUAAGUAUUCAAAACUAGAAAACAUUUUAUUUACCAUAGCUGUACCCAAAAGGCUUACUGAGAGAGUUAUUGGGUACUACUUGAAAGCAGAUGCACAUUUCAGUGGGUCUCAAAAAUCAUUUUACUCAUGCGAAGACUACUUUUUCGUUUAUAACCCUAUUUAGGAAUAAUGUAUAUAAAUGUUCGCUUUGUUGAAACAAUGAGCCAUGCUAUCAUCAGUUGACCUCAGCAUCUAGCCGAUAUACUAUUUACUUAACGUCCUCAUGAUCUUUUUUCUUUUUUCUUUCAACUGACUUUAUUUGGAUUACAGAUAUUGCUGUGAAUAUGACCAUUAUUUUAUUUUCAAACUUUGCCUCAUCCUAAUUGCUUCCUUGGGGAGGAAUAGGAAAGUGUUUGGUGGAGGAGGUAAAGGAAGAGACUGCACGGAUUUUGAAGAAAGCGAGGAGGCAAAAGAGAAAAUCCUGUAAUCCAAUAAUUA
Messenger RNA from Corylus avellana, 1838 nucleotides. NCBI's taxonomy places the organism in Eukaryota, Viridiplantae, Streptophyta, Magnoliopsida, Fagales, Betulaceae. The record is from RefSeq and is a predicted model, not a curated record.